Magnusiomyces paraingens is the source of this 2454-nucleotide messenger RNA. RefSeq lists its product as uncharacterized. Gene Ontology annotation, biological process: mitotic cell cycle phase transition; regulation of cyclin-dependent protein serine/threonine kinase activity. Gene Ontology annotation, cellular component: nucleus; centrosome; cyclin-dependent protein kinase holoenzyme complex. Gene Ontology annotation, molecular function: cyclin-dependent protein serine/threonine kinase regulator activity. The record is from RefSeq and is a predicted model, not a curated record. Bases 1 to 2454 code for a protein of 817 amino acids. Lineage: Eukaryota; Fungi; Ascomycota; Dipodascomycetes; Dipodascales; Dipodascaceae. The transcript has a single exon.
AUGGACCCUCUCAUCCAUAAUCACCAUCUUCAUCUAAAUAACACCACCACCACCACUACCAAUUCCACCCAAUUCCAAUAUGAACAACACCAUCCUUCAAUCCAUAAACCAGUAGUGGUUCUUCAACAGCAACAACAACCUUUUACUCAACCUAUUCAUCAUAUUCAACAGCAGCAGCAGCAGCAGCAGCAGCAGCAGCAAAAGCAAAAGCUAAGUUAUAACCAGCACGUUCUUCAUUGCCAACAACAGAUACAGCAACACCAACAACCACAGAUUAUUCCUGAACCACCAGUAUAUUAUCACAAUAAUUAUGCUGCUGCUUUAUCUGCUUAUGCUAAUUAUGCUAAUGGUUCUGUCAAUGGUUCUGUCAAUGUCCCUCCCCCUACUACUGCUACUGCUACUGCUGCUGCUACUACUGCCUCUGCCUCUGUCUCUGCCUCUACUUCUGUCUCUGCCUCUGUCUCUGCCUCUACUUCUGUCUCUGCCUCUGUCUCUGCCUCUACUUCUGUCUCUUCUUCUGCCUCUGCCAAUGUUACAACUACCACCAACCCAUCUCAGGCCUCUCUAGCUGUCCAACAAGUUUCCUCUUCCUCGUCCUCUUCAUCUUCAACAACCCCAACCUACUAUGCUGCUACUGCUCCUGCCCAAUCUUCAACUCCAAUCUCGGCUCCAGUUCAAGCCCAACUUCAAACCCUUACCUCUGUUUCUGCUUCGGUUUCUGCUCCAACCCAAGCUUCUCAACAAAACCCUCCUCCACCAGCAGCAAUGGCUUGGGAACGACAACAACUCUCUCACACCCUCUCCCAAAGCCAGGCUCCACCUGGAUACUCCUUCGCUCCACCUUCUCUCCGCCGUAAACGUGACUUGGCAGAGUCCUUUGCUGUUGAAGAUGACUAUCGUGAUGAUGUUCUUGAACGCUUGCUUGCCCUUGAAAAAGAAACUCUCCCUGACCCAGCCAUGAUUGCUACCCAGCCGGAAAUCAAGUGGCACAUGCGGCCCCACCUCCUCGACUUUCUCUUUAAAACCCAUAAGGGCUUGCGUCUCAAUGAGGAAACUCUCUUCCUUGCUGUCAACAUUAUCGACCGUUAUUCAUCCCAGCGCAUCGUCUUUAAGCGCCAUUAUCAGCUUCUCGGUUGCACUGCUUUGUGGAUUGCUUCCAAAUAUCAUGACAAGAAGGCCAUGGUCCCCACUCUCGAGGAACUUAAGUUACUUUGUUCAAAAGUUUACGACUCCCACAUGUUUACUCAGAUGGAGCUCCAUAUUCUAAACACUCUCAAUUGGAAUGUCGGCCACCCUACUGUUGAUGUUUUCCUUGAUAUGUGUAUUGGUCAUUCGGAGUCCAUGUCCCAGUAUCCUGAUACUCUCCGUUGCGCAGCCCUUUACCUUUGUAAGGUAGCUACCAUCCACCGACCUUUCCUUGCCUUUAAGCCUUCAGUCAUUGCUUCGGCUUCAUUUAAGGCAGCUACCUUGGUGUUGACUGAUGGAAAGGAAGAUCUCCCUGCUGCUGACGUCUCAGAGGCUCAAUGCAUUGCUCUUUUGCUUGAAUAUUUGGUUGCAGCCACACCUGCACUAGAGUUAAUUUACUCUACUUGGGAAAUGUUUAUUGUUUUCCAUCGUAUGGAUAAGUUUUAUACUAUACGCCAACAACAACAACAACAACAACAACAUAACCUCCCAGCUUCCAAUAGCCCAGUUACUCCAGAGCAGCCAACAUUUGCAGACAUUACGCCAGCAGUUACUCCUAUGCAUAAACAACCUUCGGAGGUCCUGGCGUCCUCCUCCUCCUCUUCUUCUUCUUCUUCUUCUUCAUCUUCUUCUACUUCCACUUCCACACCUUACUCUUUGCAUUAUCCCCCUCCACCCAAACUACAACAGCAGCUGCCUCAUAAUGGGUACAUGACUCCUCCAUUUACACCUGAGGAGCAAAACCCUUCGCCUCAAAAAGUUUCUGUGACUGUUGUUUCUUCAGCAGCAGCAGCAGCAGCAGCACAAUCAGCAGCAACAUCGGCAACUUUAGCGUCCAACUCUAGUACUAUCACCAUGGCUGCAUCCACUUGCUCAAGAUCUGCCACGACAUCUUCUGCUCCUACUACUUCUAUUGCUGCGUACUAUCCUCCUCAUUUGGAGGCGUCGCGUGUCCUUGCUCUCCAGAACGUUGUUGCUCAAUCUUCCCAGACCCAAACUGUGUUUGUUGGGAUUGAAGACUACAAUGAGGAUGAUGACGGGGAUUAUGAAGCUACUAGUGAUUAUGAGAAUGAUGACGAUGACUCUGAUGAUGAGUACAUGGAUGCGGAUGAUAUGGAUGAGGUCAUGAUGGAUCUUGAUGAGGAUUUCCGCGUCAGAGACGUGGCAGUUCCUCGACCCAAUACUAAUGGUAUUACUGACGCCAAUUCUUCUGCAGUCCUUUGGGCAAACUAUCACCACGGACACGAGCAGCGCCAUGUUCCGUAUUAA